This is a messenger RNA of Mytilus trossulus (common blue mussel), 3473 nucleotides long. RefSeq lists its product as uncharacterized. The record is from RefSeq and is a predicted model, not a curated record. The coding region runs from base 559 to 2472 and encodes 637 amino acids. NCBI's taxonomy places the organism in Eukaryota, Metazoa, Mollusca, Bivalvia, Mytilida, Mytilidae. The transcript has 25 exons.
AUCCCCAUUUCAAACAUUAUAUGUAUGGGAUUUUAUCAAAACUUCCAUGUUAGAAGUUUAAACCUGUUAAGAUUAUGAAUGACACACAAGUCGAUGCUUUGGUGUUGUCAUUUAAAAUCCGUCUUCGUUGAUAACUAAUUACCGCCCCUUGUCUUUUUGUAAUCAACGUGGAAUUCGCAAUAGGAAUGGUUUAGUUUCGGAUCAUGUGGUUCUUUAACUAGGGUUUUCGUAUUAGAUUUAUACCACAGAAGUUUGAUACUUAUAUUUUUCAUUUAAAUUAUACACUAUUGACAGAUAAUAAAUAUAUACAAACGUAAACGGCUUUGUAAACAUUGGAUUAACAACUUAAAUAUCCGUAUAUUUAAUUCAGAAAAACAUUGAAAGUGAGAUACCGCAACCCCCCGUUGCUAAUUGGAAAAGGUAUUAAGAGCCAUUACCUAUAAUCGAGUAUCUUAAUUCAUUGAAAUCGUUUUUAUUGGAAAUAUAACAUUAUUAUAUAUUUGAGGUGUACCAGAUUUUAAACAGCAGCCACGACGCAUACACUCGUUCAGUUCCACGAUGUCCUCCUAUCUUUUAGGGGACUCGUGGCCAAUUAGGCCAACCUGGUCAAAGUAUAUGAAAGAAUCGACUUACAGACAUGAUUUUGGGGCAGCAAAGAAUUCAGAUUUUACCAGGCCGUUUCCUCAAACAUAUUACAACACUGAGGAAAUGAACCAGAGGCUUUAUCAACCUCGCCCUCGAAGGGCCCGUGAUGACUCGAGAAUACCUAUGGAUCAAGGCAGAGGUUACAACGACCCCAGACAAGAAGGACCGUAUACCGACAGGGGUGGCUACUAUGACCGUCGAUAUCAAGAUGACCACCAUUAUAAUGACGGUGCAUACACAGAUCGACCGCGAUAUGAUAGACGUGAUGACAUGAAUGGACCAUCAGAUAGAGGGUACGAUAGACGACCAGAUGAUCGGGAGCGAGGUGCAUACACAGACAGAGGAGGUUAUGAAAGACGAGAUAUGAAUGGCCCAGACAGAAGAUUUGAAAGACCACCAGAAAGAGACGUUUCACCAGAUAGACGUAGAUUCAACGAUCAACCCUCUUCAUAUAAUGACGCACAGUUGCAGGAUAAGUAUGGCAAUAGAACAACACAGAAAGAUUACGGAGAUUUUUCACAGCGAACCAGAGGGCAAAUGGACAAACCAAAGCCAUAUAGAGGAGAGAUUGACAAAGAGAUGGAUUCUUUUCAUAAUAAGAUGCAGCAUACUAACGAUGCUAGCAGAUUAGUACCACGACUAAAAGAUGAUUUCGAUUACGAAUAUGACUUCAACGAUGUAGAUAUUCCAGAAUCGUCUAGGUUAAAGGGAUACUACCGUUUUAAGCAAAUUCCAUACCACAACAGAAUGCUUUUAAAUGACAAUUAUGAUAAAAUAAGCCCACCAGGCGCUGCUCAACAUAAAAAAGAUUAUAACAGAAUCGAAAUGCAUGAAGGCAAUUUCAAACCAUACGCUUCACAUGCUUACCACACACAUCUGACGAAUCGUAAUCCGACGCCUCGUGAUAUUGAACAGCCGGAAACCCCGGAUGUACCACGUGAUAAAGAUGGACGUUAUAUUGAUGAUAUAUAUCUCCGUCCUGAGGAGAAACAGGUCCGACACAGGAAUAUGGAAUUUGAAUAUGACACUCAACAACGACUGCCACUAAACAUUGCUCCACAGACUGACUACAAGUCAAAUAUCCAGCGACCUGCUCGUUCUGAAAGUGGAGCUUACCUGUUCAUCAGAACACAGAAGGAUGCAAUGUUUGAUAUUAAGAGAUCCUUCCAAAGACACAAGAGUAUUCUGAAGAUGUCUGGUCACUUGAAGGGAAUAGCAACUCCAGAUAAGAUAAGUGUAAUGGGAGAUUUCACAAACUGGCAUAUAAAGUCUCCAAUGAUAAGGAAAGGAGACUACUGGUAUGAGCAAACUGGAAGUAGAAACGAGGAAUAUGCAACAGACUACGUCAUAUUGUGUCUAUGGUUUCCAUCUGUGGAUCAGGCUAAAACAUGGGUUCAUUAUGAUGUUGACUUCAAGAUUUCCUCCUUCCCAGAACCAUACGGAGUGGAACUACUUAUUUUACCUAUAAAUUAUAUUCCUAUGAAUGAUAUUGAAUGCAGUACCUAUGUAAUGACAGAAUAUCCAGAAGUUAUGAAUAAACAAGCGUUGAAUAAAUAUGUAAAAGAACCAAUGGAAGACCUUCUUACAAAAGAUAGUAAAUACCAGAGAGGUGAACCGUUUGUUGUAUGGACUGACAGGAUAGUUAAUGAGAGAGGAAUGUGGACAACGUCACGAACAAUGGUGGCUGUUCAUAGAUUCAACUCAUUAAAUCAAGCCAGGGAAUUCUAUAACGAUCCUCGAAUAGAAAACAUGAGAAGGGAGUUGAAGGACAUUACAAAAGGAGGAAGACAUACAACUGUAAUGUUCCAGCUCGUUGACUUUGUCUAAACUCAGAUGGAAUAUCAGAACUCACUCAAAUUCAAUCAAAGUAUUGGCUGUGAUGAACUAGAGAUUCUGUGAUUAAACUGCAUAUAAUUUUGUUAAUAUGUCAUCUUAUUUAUUACUUUUUUAUCCAAAUACAUCUUGUUUUAACAAUUAAUCACUAAGCAUGAAAGCAAUUAGUUAUAUGUUUAUUUCGUAGUACAGCUGUGCCCUUUUGAAAUUUAUUUACAAAAGUUACAGAUUCAUGAAAAGAAUGGAACAGAUUUAGUGUAGAAGUCAUAUCCUUCAAAAAGAAGAAUCAAAUAAUGAAGUACUUGGACGAUAUUUUAAUUAUUCACUUCUAAUACUAUGUCACCUAUUUAACUCAAUUUUUAAUAUUAAGACAUUGUUUAAAACUUCUUUUCGAUGUAUCAAUUAAACAUAUAUGUUAUGCAAUUUUGAAUACUGUAAAUUCAGAAAUGAUUGCUUGCAUUUAUUAUUGCGAUUCUUCAAGAAUGGACAAAAAUGCAAGUUUUAUUAUUGCGAUUUCGAAAAAGAUUAAUGCAGGUCAAUAUUUUGGGAAUUUCAAUGCGGGUUCUUCUUAUUGCUACACUCACCCAAUCGAAUUUACUCGCAUUAAUAAAAACCUCGCAAUUAUUUCUGAAUUUACAGUACUACAAUUUGAGUCAAAUUUUGUAGAUAUUAUCAAAGACUUAGCUGACUAAAAUGUUUGGACUGUUUAUUUUUUAACUAUAUUAUAUCAUUUGGUCAUAUUUUCUGAUGAAGUAGUAGUUACAAAAUCACACGUGAAUUACCUUUCUUUUAUCACCAAGUCAGCUGCACUACUUUUAAUCUUAUUAUUCACCGCUGAGUAGUUUACUUUAUAUUGCACAACAAAACACUUCAUAAUGUUCUUUGUUAAAGCAUAGUAUGUAUAAGCGUCAUUGUUUUAUAUACCUGGGUUAUAAUUGUUCAGAAAAAGUUGUCAGUUUAUGUUUUAUUUAUAUAAUAAAGAAGAUAUUUUCAUU